Penicillium arizonense is the source of this 1509-nucleotide messenger RNA. RefSeq lists its product as uncharacterized. Lineage: Eukaryota; Fungi; Ascomycota; Eurotiomycetes; Eurotiales; Aspergillaceae. The record is from RefSeq and is a predicted model, not a curated record. Gene Ontology annotation, cellular component: intracellular anatomical structure. The coding region runs from base 1 to 1509 and encodes 502 amino acids. The transcript has a single exon. Gene Ontology annotation, molecular function: protein binding.
AUGGCGCUGUGGGGAAUUGCGUAUGCAGCCGGGCCUAACUACAACAAGGCGUGGAGAUAUUUCGACCCAGAAGAUCGUCAGUUUUCCAUCAAGAAGGUCAACGACAUCCUCGCCCGAGCGUCCAAGCUAGCGAGUCUGGCCACACCAGUCGAACAAGCGUUGAUUGGGGCAAUCGGUGCUCGUUUCCCACCUAUUGAUAACAUUCCCGAGGAUCUGAGCCCUUUCGACCGCGCGUAUGCUGAUGCAAUGCGCUCUGUGUAUCAUAAGUUCAGCAAUGAUGUGGAUGUGGCUGCGUUGUUCGCGGAAGCACUGAUGUGUAUAACUCCGCGCGGGCUAUGGGACUUGAACACUGGUAAACCAACCGGGGAUCACACAGUUGAGGCUCGCGAAGUGAUUGAGCUGCAACUGAAGCAGACUUCUGGGCGCAAUCACCCAGCAAUCUGUCACUUGCACAUACAUAUGAUGGAGAUGUCGCCAUUUCCAGAAUUGGCUCUGCCGGCUGCGGAUCGACUUCGUGGUAUGGUUCCGCACGCUUCACAUAUGUUACAUAUGCCGACGCAUAUUGAUGUCGCGGUUGGCGACUACCGCCGUGGUAUCGACUCCAACCAUGAAGCGAUACUUGCAGAUGACGUCUAUUUUGCCCGGGAGACGGGUACAAUUCAGUACACGGCUUACAGGGUGCAUUACGUUUGUGCUAAAUUGUAUUCCGCCAUGAUGUCCGGCCGAUUCACAGACGCGAUAUCCGCAGCAGAAAAGCUUGAAAAGAUCAUUGAUCCGGAGCUGCUAUCCAUCAAAAGCCCGCCGAUGGCAGACUUCAUCGAAAGCUUCGUGGGAAGUAAGGCGCACGUGCUAGUGCGCUUCGGACGCUGGGAGGAGAUUCUUGACCUCAAGCUUCCAACCGAUCGCAAUACAUACUGCGUAACUACAGCCACCAUCCAUUACACCCGUGGCCUUGCAUUUAGCGCACUUGGACAGAUUGCGGAAGCCGAAGCCGCUCAAAAAGAAUUUGAAACGGCUCGUAGGGCCGUUCCUAGCUCCCGACUCAACAGUAUUCCAUGCAAGGAGGAAGAUGUUCUCGCGGUGGCCUCAGCUAUGCUUGCUGGUGAAUUAGAAUACCGGAAGGGAAAUAUUGAACAUGCGUUUAUUUCCCUUCGGGAAGCCACUGUGCGCGAGGAUGCACUCGCGUACUCUGACCCGUCUCCCUGGAUGCAGCCAGUCCGCCAUGCGCUCGGUGGCCUGCUCCUUGAACAGGGCCGGGUUGAAGAAGCAGAAACCUUGUUCAAGCAAGAUCUUGGCUUCGCCCAGGAGUAUCCUCGGCGUAAAGCGAAGCUCAAUAAUGUGUGGGGGUUGCAUGGUUUAUACGAAUGUUUCACUCGCCUUGGAAAGAGUCAAGAAGCUGCUUUUAUUCAACCUGCACGGGAUAUUGCUUUGGCAUCUGCUGACAUUCCAGUGAACGUUUCAUGCUUCUGUCGAACCUCUGCGGUAGCAAAAGAUGGAUGUUGCUCAUGA